AACACAUGUCCUCCUCCUGGAUGAUUUUUCAGGAGGACAAAUUUAUGAAUUAAAACCCUUUUUUCUCUGCUGGGACGAUUAUGGCGGAUCGUUUUGUCUUCAGCUUCCAGAAAAAAGGAGGGAUGAAGAGAAAAACAACUCCCUAAACUUGACAUCUGGCUUUAUUUUUCACAGCUCCAGAGGACAAAAAAAGUGACUUUUCCGGCGCAAAAAAGAUGCAACUGACCUUUGAAUGAAUACAGGAAUAACAAAUGAUGUAAAAAUGAAUAAAAGUGCGGACGGAUCAUAGAAAAGAAAGAGAAAAAAGAAGGUGAAGGAAGAUGACAGGAAGAGAAGAAUAAAGAGCAGCACAAACGACAAGAAGAAGAAAAUAAAGACUUGUGACCAUGAAGCAUCCCCUCACCAUCGCCAUCACCAUCAUCAUCCUCCACUCGGCGGCGGCGGGGAGUGUGACCAAGGUUCAGCUAGAGCGUUGGGUCCGCUCGGGCCUUCAGUCCCUGCAGUGGGAGCAGCUGGAGCGCUGCCUGCGCGUGUCCUCGCGCUCUCCGGCCGAGUGCAGGCGCCUCGCCCACCUGCCGCCCUCCGCCGUGGCCGUCUACGCCUCCGAGCCGCGCCGCGCCGCAGGAGCCUCCGACAAAGUGCUCGCCAUCCUCCCGGACUCGUCCCCCUCCAGCGUGCUGCCGGGCUCCAAGUUUCGGGCUGCUUUGAGCGCGGGUCCAAUGGCAAACGGGAGGGAGAGUCGCCACAGGUACCAGUCGCCUUACCAGUCCUCUGUGGCCCACGAUGCAGUGCUGGUGCUGGACCCCAGCCCAGGAGAGAACUUUGGACACCAGGUGGGCCUCUUCUACGUGGACCUAAAUGUGACCAAGAAGAGAUGCUCCCAUCUGGAUGGUAUUUACUUGGGAGAGGAGUGUUUAACUCACGCUUUGAAAGGUCGCUGUCAGAACCAGCUGAAGCGCCGCCAGGCCAGGCCCGAUAGUCUUGUCAGCCGCCACGGGCGCGGUUGGAUAGUGGGCGGACGUCCACAGGGAAGUAUCAUUAGCAGCUUGUUCAGCGAAAGACUCUGUGAGGUCCAUUUCCUACCGCUGGUAGUCGGAGUCAGAGACAACAACCAGACCCAGAGGCUCAGAUGUGUUGAUCAUGCAGAAUUUGCCAGGUGUCCUCAGCCGGUGCCCAUGGGUUCCCCAAGUCUUCCCAUUUCCAGCUGUGAGCUGAACAAAAACACCAGACGCUGUCACCAGCAGCCACUCGCCACCCACCUCUCCUGCCGUCUCUACCAGACCUGCGAUCAUGCUGUGCUCAUCUCUGGUGGAUGGAGGCAACAGAUUACUUUUCAGCGACAUGUGCAGAAUCUUCAUAGCUUCUACAGAAUGCUUCGCAUCAACGGUUUCCACAAAGACAACAUCAAGACCUUCUUUGCCAGCAGUAGUCACAUUCCAGAUGAGCUGGAGGGCGCCUAUUCGGCCACGGAGAAAGCGGUGAUCCGUAACCACAUCUCGUACGUCUGCAGGAAACAGCACUGCGCCGACACGCUGGUGCUCUACCUGAACUCGCCCACUCGCAGUGACGGCACCAUGCUCCUGUGGGACGGCAACCUUAACGGCAUCGCGGAUCUAAAGGAGCGCUACUCGGUCAAUGAGCUGUUGGCUGAUCUGGCUGGUUGCCGGGCAACCCGUGUUUUGUUAUUCAUGGAUCAGAGCUACAGCGGCGUUCUGUCCAAAAGGCUGAAAGGAUCCCAGAAACAUUUUAACGUAGUUCUGAUUCAGAGCCAGAAAGGGCCAAAUCAGAGCUACCAGGCGAUGAGUCCAGGCUGGGAAGACAGCAGCUGGGCCCACAUAGGUCCGGCAACCUGCCUGUUAGACCACCUGGAGAAGAGCACUGGUGCGUCCCAAUUGUUGGACCCUUGGGCCGGCCUUCUCAACGUCACCCUGGCUGGAGCACCCUGCAACGCCACACCACCGCUAACGGCCAGCGAGAUGCGGCGGGAAUACCAGGGAUGCCAGAACCUGCCAACUGCACUCUGGCACAGGAAGUACCGCAGGAUCAACUAAAAAAACAGGAAGAGAGCCCGUGAAAGUCUGACCAGAGAGAGAGUGGGAAACGACUCCCAAGGCACAUUAAAUACAUGUUAGCGUUCAUCACAUGCAUGUGUAGACGGACAGUAGAUGCAAUGUGUGUGUUUGGUGUGUGUGCGUCCUUUUUGCCCUAACACUGAACUUGUACUGCAACCAUGGUGAUGACAGCUUAUCCCAGGGGUGUGUCUUGAACCUGAACGCCAUUUGUGUAGAUAUGUGUAUGCGUGUGUGGUGGUUCAGUGAGAGUACAGCCACUCUGGUAAGUGUGUGUCGUCAACAGUUCACAACCGCUCUUAUUUUUGUCCAUGAUCUCGUUUUUCCUGCACGUUUGUUUUGUUCUCAACUUGUUUCGGUGCCCAUAUGUUUAACAAUGUACAAAAACUUAGGAGCACUGAAAUCUAUAACAAUCCACUAUUAAGGGCUCGUUUUGAUCUAUCUUUUUUCUCAAAGAUCCACAGCGAGACAACAAAAAAAGAUCUGGUUUUGCAUAUUCGGCAUACCAGCAGAAUGAUAUUAUAAAAAGUGAUGGACAUGUCUUUAAGCGUCCUAAAUAGAGGAGGCAGGUGCAGGGACGCCAAAGUCAUGGAAGAAGAAGAAGCUGAGAUUGGACUUCAAUGAUCAUGAUUAAGAUAUGAAGCACUGAGACUGCCCUCACUGCUACACCGGCUGGCCAUGGCUUUUUAAUAAGGCCACAUCUCCUGAGUGUAUGUGUGUGUGUGCAUGCUGAAUCACUUGAAACAUGAACACACACUCUGGUAUGAACUCAUCGCUAACAACUUAAAGUCUACCUUUGAUUGCCUUUGUCUUGUACAUGCCAUCCUUGUCAUUUGUUUUGACCGGGCUACGGCAACAACGCCCCUAUUGUGACCACCCCCGGCGGAACGCACCCACCAGACAUAUGUAUUAGGAGCUAGAACUUUAGGACUGAAGAAGCCUGUCGGAUGAACCAACGAAACAAGAAGAGUCCUAUUGCCUCCACUCAACCUUUGCUCGUUACCCUGACCAUGGUGACUGAGAAUCUGCACGGACCUAUGAACAAGUAUAUUGUACAACACAGCAGCAACCAAUGUUGUAAUAGUAGAAAUGUGCUAACUGCCGAGUAAGAAGCAUUGGCAAUGAAAAGCUCAACAAGUGUAAGGCGGAUGACUUUUUCCACCAACACAUUUUAAAGCGUAUGCAGAGCAGACCAGUCGUCAUACUUCAAUUGCAGUUGCAGGUAAUAAAAGCUCAAUCUUGAGGUUUCCCACAACCACAACAGUAAAUACCAUUGCGUAUGAAGCCAUGAGACCCCAGCAGGUAUAUAACGACCGCGGCUAACUGAAUAGAUGUUAAUUGGAGCGUUUACAGAAACCCUUGUGUUGAAACUGUUGUUGUGUGCGUUUAUUCACAGUCUGUGUACAGAUGAUGAAACCACAACUAAACCCAAGUGUUUCUAGGAGCAUGCAGUACAAUAUAUCACGGAAUGUACUCAAUAAAGAGCUUU
Messenger RNA from Nerophis lumbriciformis (worm pipefish), 3558 nucleotides. RefSeq lists its product as uncharacterized. NCBI's taxonomy places the organism in Eukaryota, Metazoa, Chordata, Actinopteri, Syngnathiformes, Syngnathidae. The record is from RefSeq and is a predicted model, not a curated record.